UUAAUUAAUUCAGACUUGGCUAAUUAACCAGUUAACUUUUCUAAACUUUUCUAUAAAAUGGCCAACCAAUUUAAAUUUCUGAAAAACAAGUUGUAUCAGUUCAAAAACUGCUACAUCUUAAAAGAUCAUAAAAUCAUCAAAGAAGAUGUUUGGGUUAGAAAUGGUGUCAUACAGAACCCAGAGAAAAUAUUCUUUGAUGAGAAGGUUCCAUCUGAUGUGGAGAUUGAUUGCUCUGGCUUCUUCCUCUUUCCCGGCCUCAUUGAUUUGCAAAUUAAUGGUGCAGUCGGGCAGGAUUUCUCAAUGGACCCAGAGCACAUCCUCGAUAAGAUUUCGAUAGUUUCAAAAGAAUUACUGAGCCAUGGAGUCACUUCGUUCUGCCCGACAAUUGUAACCAGCACACCAAAUGCUUACAAACAGAUUGUCUCAAAAGUUCGGAAGAAAAACGGCUGCAAAAACGGAGCUGGUGUGUUAGGCUUACAUCUUGAAGGCCCAUUCAUCUGCAAAGAAAUGAAGGGGGCGCAUCAAGUCGAGCACAUCACUACUUUUCAGAAUGGCGUCCAAGCACUAAUGGAGACGUACGGCUGCCUCGACAACGUGGCCAUUGUGACUUUGGCCCCAGAACUUCCAGGAGCGAUGGAGGUGAUCGAGUAUUUGAGCGAGAAGGGUGUGGUUGUUUCAUUGGGUCACUCGUCUGCUUGUUUGUCGGUUGGGGAAGAAGCUGUCGAGAGAGGGGCCACUCUGAUCACACAUCUCUUCAAUGCCAUGCUGCCUUUCCACCACAGAGACCCCCACCUGGUCGGCCUGCUGACUAGUCAGAAGUUUUCAAACAAAAAUGACGAAGACGACAAUUUGAAUGAUGAUAGUGGCAUGGAAGAUGGUGGCGAUGAUAGCAGCGGCAGUGGUGGCGGUGGUGGAGUCGGAGAGAACGUGAAGAAGAUGGUGGAGGAGAAGAGGAAGAAGAUUGGGAUGAAGAAGAAGAGGAGGAAGAGGGUUUACUACGGGAUGAUUUCUGACGGGGUGCACACGCACCCUGCUGCCCUCAAUAUUGCCAAUAGGGCCCACCCUAGAGGGCUCAUCUUAGUGACUGAUGCAGUUUCAGCGAUGGGCCUAUCGGACGGGGUGCACCACCUCGGAGACCAGGUCAUCGAGGUCAAGGGCAGGAGGGCAGUUCUCCAGGGCACUGAGACUCUUUGUGGAAGCAUCACCUCGUUGGAUGAGUGCAUGAGGUUCUUCCAUAAGAACGCUGCUGCAGAUCUAGCUCAAGCCAUCGAGGCCUGCACACUGCACCCUGCUGAAGUUAUGAAGAUCACGAAUAAGAAAGGUACCUUGAGCUACGGGAGUGACGCUGACAUAAUCAUAAUGGACCAGUCGUCCUUGACAGUGCGUGCCACAUUCAUUGCUGGCGAUCUGGUCUGGGGCGGAGACGAGCUGAAGUAUCGUUUUAGGAAUCGGAAUUAGUGUUUCGAUGGGAGUAUCGAUCUUAGUAUAUUGGCAUUAAUACUAUGAUAGGAAUCUUUGAAGUGUUACUAAGGUGUGUUUGUUUAGUGUAAGUAUCAAUAGCAAUAGCGUUUCUCUAGUUCUAUCCAUUGUUUGGUACUGCACAAUUCUAGUUAUGAAACAUUCAUAGUCUUAACCUUUUCCCUACUUGGUUGCAAUUUUUUAUGCGAUUUUUUCAUAUUUUAAAGAAACUUUCUUUACAAACUUUACAACUACGAUGUACAGACUACAUAUGGAUGAAUUUUACAAAAAAAUAAUUUUUAUAGCAUUUUUUUAUAUGUAGUAACAUUACAAUGCAACUAAAGAAUUUCGGACCGCUAAUGCUCUAUCGUAUUCUUUCCAUUAGGUUAUGCACUAUAGUUCAAUUCUGGUAAUACAAUUUGCAUUCCUGAUGAGAUUAAUAACUGAUUCAUUGUCUUUUUGUUUGAGACCAUAUAUUAUAUCUAUAUAUGGAUAGAGAGAGAGAUAGAUGGAUGAAUGGUAGAUGGAGAGCAAGAGAACGAAUUAAAAAUGAGAAAAC
Messenger RNA from Helobdella robusta, 2017 nucleotides. RefSeq lists its product as hypothetical. The coding region runs from base 58 to 1458 and encodes 466 amino acids. NCBI's taxonomy places the organism in Eukaryota, Metazoa, Annelida, Clitellata, Rhynchobdellida, Glossiphoniidae. The transcript is spliced from 10 exons. The record is from RefSeq and is a predicted model, not a curated record. Gene Ontology annotation, biological process: N-acetylglucosamine catabolic process. Gene Ontology annotation, molecular function: N-acetylglucosamine-6-phosphate deacetylase activity.